GUGCUUUGAUUCUUGUUCAGCCAAUGGGAGGCCAGAAAGUUAUUACCGUGUCAGUGGGUGUGAUCCCGCAGAAGGAAGCGUUACAGAACAAUAUAUCAAGGUUUUAAGACGAUGGCAGACAAGACUGUGGAUUGUGGACCGUGGACAGGAUGUGCGGUUAUGUUUCUGCAGUCGCUCUGUCCUGGUGUGAACCUGCUCUCUCUCUACAAAGACCGCGAACAGGGAAAGUUCAUCGUUUUCAAAGUCAUCAAGCUGACGCUUACAGAUUCUGCUGGAGGUCUGGGUGGUUAUGAGAUACUCAAGGUCCAUGACGCCGAUCCCUUUCUGGGGGUGGAGGUGAAGUUUGAGGAUGUGGCAGCAUGUCAGCAGUUCCUUGAGAGCUACAGCUCUGGAGCGGUGCGUCAGUCCCUCUCACAACACGCCUGCCGGCUGCUCGCACUCCCACAAGAGUUCACAGUGGAAACUCAGCUCAAAGCCAGCGCUCACAUCCUGGAUCUCUAUCUGGACAAGUUGGAGCUUUGUCUGCAGCACAUCCACCUGUCACAGCCGGAGCGCCUGCGCGAUGAGGAGAUUGAUCAUCUGGAGCAGCAGCUGCAGACACAGGCCCUCCGCCCAGCCCCACAGUCGACCCCUGUCACACAGGAAGAGUCUCCGGUCCCCAGCAACUGCUUCAAAUUUCAAAAUAAAGUCUUUGAGGACCGAAUGCUGACGGCGACCGAUGUCCAGAGCUUUUCUAACGGAGUGGGCCGUCAGUGGAAGCAUGUAGGGAGGGCCUUGGGGAAGAGCUGCCGGGCUCUGAAGGGUCCGGCCAUAGACAACUUGGCCUACGAGUAUGAGAGAGAAGGCCUGUAUGAGCAAGCCUAUCAGCUGCUCAGCCGCUUCAUCCAGGCGGAGGGCAGAGCGGCCAAGCUGAGCCGGCUGGUCAAAGCACUGGAGGACUGCAAACUCACCGGCCUGGCUGAAAACAUUCUGGACGGACAGCCACGAGAGUAACUCGGUGUGCUUUGGUUUCGUGUGUACGCAUCGUGAAAACUGAGGAGCAGUUGACUCUGUCCUGCCUGCUUUUACAGUAUGUUUAAUGAUUGACUUUCUGUCAUUCAAAACCGUGUGUGUGUGUGUGUGUGUGUGUGUGUGUGUGUGUGUGUGUGUGUGUGUGUGUGUGUGUGUGUGUGUGUGUGUGUGUGUGUGUGUGUGUGUGUGUGUGUGUGUGUGUGUGUGUGUGUGUGUGUGUGUGUGUGUGUGUGUGUUUCAGACAGGUCGUGUGAGCACAUGCUAAGAAUUGAUUCAUAUCUUGAUUUGCUUUUCAAUUUUUAGUUUUAUUGUUUUCAUUUAGAGGAAAUCAUCUGUCAUCACUGUUUAAAAGAUAUACUGUCUUGAGUUUAAUGCACUAUUUGAACCUCUUUGGUUUGUGCUUUAUAUGUCAAUUUACAGAUGAAGCCUUCCACAACUGAAGGUUAUUGAUUUUUUUUUUUUACAAAAUGGAUGCAUACAGAUUAAAUGGUUGU
This is a messenger RNA of Etheostoma cragini (Arkansas darter), 1505 nucleotides long. RefSeq names its product tnfrsf1a-associated via death domain (gene tradd). Gene Ontology annotation, cellular component: tumor necrosis factor receptor superfamily complex. Gene Ontology annotation, molecular function: transmembrane receptor protein tyrosine kinase adaptor activity. The transcript has 5 exons. Gene Ontology annotation, biological process: positive regulation of canonical NF-kappaB signal transduction; extrinsic apoptotic signaling pathway. The record is from RefSeq and is a predicted model, not a curated record. Bases 112 to 993 code for a protein of 293 amino acids. Lineage: Eukaryota; Metazoa; Chordata; Actinopteri; Perciformes; Percidae.